Setaria italica (foxtail millet) is the source of this 1133-nucleotide messenger RNA. Its product is annotated as cysteine-rich repeat secretory protein 55. The transcript has a single exon. Lineage: Eukaryota; Viridiplantae; Streptophyta; Magnoliopsida; Poales; Poaceae. The coding region runs from base 126 to 992 and encodes 288 amino acids. The record is from RefSeq and is a predicted model, not a curated record.
UCGCCCAUUCGCCCAUCCAAGACCAUUCUGCGCGCCAGCAAUAUAUCCGGUCAACCAUGGCUGGCUGCGUAUGUCUUGGCGCCAAUCGCUCGUCUGCAUAAUUUAUCAACGCACGGCCCCUAUAUAUGAUUCUGCAUGCAAGCAAAACAAGCCGGCUGACAGCAGGAAGAAGACGACAUCCACAAACAAGCCAAUCAAUGGCGUCCUCGCCGGUGCUUGUGUUGCUGGUGCUCAUCGCCGCCACCGCGGCUGCUCCGCAACUGAGCUCGGCCGUGGAUCCGGUGGGCACGUACUGCGCCAAGAACUUCACGGGCGCGCAGACGCAGGCGAGCAUCAGCCAGGUGCUCGCGGCGCUCGUCCCGCGCGCCUCCGCCGCCUAUUACGCCACGGCCACCGCCGGCAGCGGCAGCUCCGCCAUCUGGGGCCUCGCGCAGUGCCGCGGCGACAUCCCGGCCUCCGACUGCGCGCUCUGCAUCUCCGCGGCGGCGAAGCAGGCGGCCUCCUCGUGCCGGGGCCAGGCGGACGUGCGGCUCUGGUACGACUACUGCUUCCUCCGCUACACCGACGCCGACUUCCUCGGCCUGCCGGACACCGGGUACACGCUCAUCCUCAUCAACACCAUGAACGCCAGCGACCCCGCCGCGUUCGACCGCGCCGAGAGGAAGCUCAUGGCGCGGGUGGCGGCGGAGGCAGGGGACGCCGCGAGCGGCGGGCUGGUCAGGGAGACGGCCAGGUUCGGGUCGGCGACGACCAUCUACGGCCUCGGGUGGUGCACCAGGGACAUCACCGCCGCCGACUGCGGGCUGUGCGUGGCGCAGGCCGUGGCGGAGCUGCCCAACUACUGCCAGUUCCGCCGCGGGUGCCGCGUGCUCUACAGCAGUUGCAUGGCGCGCUACGAGACCUACCCCUUCUUCUUCCCGGUCAGCGGCGCCGCGGCUGCUUCAUCUCAUGCCGGCGAGUACGAGAAAGUCAUCUUGAACCACCACAGCUAGUUUUAUAUAAGUGUACGGCCGUUUUGUCAAUCGCAAUAAUCACCAUCAAAGUGUUGUACAAUACCCAUAUUUGGAUUCAAUAAUGCGGAUGCUUGCAAUGCAUUCACCAACUAUAUAGCAUAUUCUUAUGUGUGGCCUCUA